AUAGAUCUGUUUUUAUUUCAUGGCCUUCUCGUUUUCCUUUUGCAAAGUGGUAGCUGAUGGGCAGAGGAAAGUUGUUGUUGCCAGCAGUGGCCAAAGAGCAAAGCCAAACUGUGAAGUAACUCGGUUUGUCUACCAAAGUCCAAAGGCAGGAGAGAGAGUGAGAGAGAGAGAGAAAAAGACACAAUCGUUUGUUUUAGCUUGAUUUUUAUUUUUUCAUCUUGCAAGUUGUGGGUUGUUGUUUUUUUUCCCCCUUCCUCUGCUUUGGAUGUGAAAAGGGGCUCGACGGGAAGAAAUAGGUGCCACUGUGGGCUUUUGGGUCAUGCAGCGAAGCUCAAAUUGGAGUGUUUAGUUUCUCAAAGUGGUGAGAAACUUGGCUGAUGGAGAAAAUAUGAGGGAGAGAAUUAACAGCUUGACAAUUUUCCUGUGGCUGGGGAAAAUAAGCUCGCUACAAAAUUCCCACGUCUUGCAAUAGGUCCCCAGGACAGGAAAGUGUGAAAAUGCCACAGCCCGUGCCACAGGCAUCCCAGAAGGGGAAAAUGACAGUGAUGCUUGCUCUGGUGACCCUCAUUGCGGCCUUCGGAUCGUCUUUCCAGUAUGGAUAUAAUGUCUCCGUGAUCAAUUCUCCAGCUCCGUUCAUGCAACAAUUUUACAAUGAAACAUACCAGGGACGAUACAAUAAAUAUAUGGACGAGAGCUUGAUGACUGCCCUCUGGUCUCUGAGUGUGUCCUUCUUCCCACUUGGGGGGUUCUUUGGAUCACUGAUGGUGGGGCCCAUGGUGAACAACUGUGGCAGAAAGGGCACCCUCCUCAUCAACAACAUCUUCUCCAUCAUCCCCGCCAUCCUCAUGGGGACCUCCAAGGUAGCCAAGACCUUUGAAGUGAUCAUCAUUUGCCGCAUCAUUAUUGGCAUCUGCGCAGGCCUUUCUUCCAACGUUGUCCCCAUGUACCUCGGAGAGAUGUCCCCCAAAAACCUUCGCGGAGCCAUCGGGGUGAUGCCGCAGCUGUUCAUCACGGUGGGAAUCCUGGCGGCUCAGAUUCUCGGGAUGAGAAUGAUCCUCGGAAGCGCCGAAGGGUGGCCGAUCCUCAUGGGUCUGACGGGAGUCCCCGCUGCGUUACAGCUUAUCUUCCUGCCCUUUUUCCCCGAGAGCCCCAGGUAUCUGCUGAUCCAGAAAGGCAAUGAAGAGGGCGCAAGAACAGCUUUGAGGAAGCUGCGAGGCUCGGAUGACGUGGAAGAUGAGAUGGACGAGAUGCGGCAGGAAGACCUAGCGGAGAAAGCUGAGGGCCGGAUGUCCGUGUUGACCCUCUUCACUUAUCCAGGCCUUCGCUGGCAGCUCAUCUCCAUCAUCGUCAUGAUGAUGGGGCAGCAGCUCUCUGGGGUCAACGCGGUGUAUUAUUAUGCUGACCGGAUCUACUCGAAUGCAGGAAUAGAGGAAAGCAACGUUCAAUUCGUCACAGUGGGAACUGGAGCCGUCAACGUAUUGAUGACGAUCGUUGCGGUAUUUGUCGUUGAGGCGCUGGGACGAAGGAUUUUGCUUCUGGCUGGUUUUGGGAUCUGCUGCGUCGCCUGUGCUGUGUUAACCAUUGCGCUGAAUCUCAAGGCAAUCUGGUGGAUGCCCUACGUCAGCAUUGCCUGUGUGAUCAUUUACGUCAUGGGACACGCCAUUGGUGCAAGCCCAAUUCCAAGCGUUAUGAUAAUGGAAAUGUUUCUUCAAUCUUCUCGGCCGGCUGCCUUCAUGGUGGGAGGUUCGGUGCACUGGCUAUCGAAUUUCACCGUGGGACUAGUUUUCAGCUACUUGGAGCAAGGCCUCGGUCCCUACUGUUUCCUCAUUUUUGGCGCCAUCUGCUUGGCCACCGCCGUCUACGUCUUUCUCAUUGUCCCGGAAACCAAGAACAAAACCUUCAUGGAGAUCAACCAGAUCAUGGCGAAGAGGAACGGUACCGAAGAUCAGGCCGAGAAGGACGAACUGAAGGAUUUCACCGCCGUUUCCGUGCCGUACGGCAAGAAAAUGGAUGGGGAAAGAACCAGCGCGUUGUAAAGUCUCGGCAACCGCCGAAUUUCCCCCCCCCGUGUAAAUAAACCCACCGAACUCUGCCUUAAAACAUCUCCGGUUUGCAAUGUGCCUCUCCUCGCUGUUGGACGAUAGGGCACCCUCAAAAACUUAAAAAUUAUAUUUCAAGGAGAAACGGGGGUGACCAAGCGUUGCCAUUUCCCCCCCCCCCCCAGCCGUUGCCUUCCAAGGUGGGACCGGAGUUAGCGAGAUUUCGGUGGAAUUACAAGAUCCUGUUUUGGAAGCAAUUCACAGCGAAUAUUGGCGCAUGCUGGGGAAAAAAUGCGUUUUCCAUCCGGUGGACUCUGGGAAAAAAAUUAUCAGUAUUUUUUUUUUGUUCUUGAAUAGGGAUGGAUUUCAGCUCUCUUAGGUGGGAGCAUGUAAAUAAUUUUUGUUUAGUAAUAAUGCUGGAGCUUCUGUUCUUAGAUAACAGAACUGGGGAAAGAGACACCCCCCUCCCCAAACCAUUGCUUAAAUUUGAGAGGUGCAUUUUGUAACACAGAGACCCCCAAAUUCUCCCCCAGGGCCUUUGGAGAUGUGCUAGAUUAAGUGCCUUUGUUAGAUUAAAUGCCUUAGAUUAAAUGCAAAUGAAUGCUUUGCGGAUGUGUUAAGAUUAAAUGGCUUUUGUCCCCAAUCAAGCCAAUCUCUGGCUGUCUUAUUAUAACACAACUGCAUUUUUGCAAAGUUUUAUGCUAUAUUGCCAAGCGGUCCUUUCUGUUUUUCAAGAGAAACACUUCUAAAUUAAACAAAACCAUCUCAUCUUUCUUUCUUUCUUUUUUUUCCCCUGGAUCCCAGGAUGUUUAACAAAAGUUUUUUGAGAUAGGAAAACAUUCCCCAAAUGUAGAAACCUAGCUUCUCAAGGUUUCCUCUUAGCCAGGAUCCCUGACAUGCUAGAUAUCACUGCAUUUUUGGGGGGGCAGUUCUACAGAUCCCUGCAUUCAAGGUAAGCUUGCAGGGAUUUUUGGCAGCAUGGGAGCCCACUUUAAAAAUAAUUUUCCACCCUUGGGGAUAUUUCUACACUGAAUUUAACUUGGGGCUCCUAACAAUCUGUUAGUUUUCUAUUUCUUUGGUCGUUUUUGUUUUCCAAAACAAGAUUGAUGGGUUGUUUCUCUUGCAACCAGAAUCAUCUUUUUCAUAACAAACCUGAUUUAAAAAAAAAAAAAAAAAACAUCCACAAAUUUGAGAAGAGAAAUGUUGUACAUAUCUUGGAAUGUUUUUUGUGUAGGUUGUAUGUGUGUGUGUUUUUUUUAAGGUUUUAUUUUCUCUGGAUUUUUUCGCUCCCCCCAAAGUGUGGGGAAAUUAUACUUUUGCACAAACAGGUGUAUUUUAUUUUAUUAUUUUGAGUGCUGCAAAAUAAAAUAGCUGUUGGAGAAAA
Pantherophis guttatus is the source of this 3423-nucleotide messenger RNA. Lineage: Eukaryota; Metazoa; Chordata; Lepidosauria; Squamata; Colubridae. The record is from RefSeq and is a predicted model, not a curated record.